Xylaria bambusicola is the source of this 669-nucleotide messenger RNA. RefSeq lists its product as uncharacterized. The transcript has a single exon. The coding region runs from base 402 to 635 and encodes 77 amino acids. The record is from RefSeq and is a predicted model, not a curated record. NCBI's taxonomy places the organism in Eukaryota, Fungi, Ascomycota, Sordariomycetes, Xylariales, Xylariaceae.
CACCGCUUCCUUCUCCGCUUUGUCCACUAUUUGAAUUCAGAUGGCUUUCUUUGUGGUGCAAGGCUGGAAGUGCCGCAUUUAUUCCGUCUCAUAUGAACGCCCGGGUCACCGAGAAAGAGAAAAAAGAAAAUUGUAUGUGGUGAACUUGAUAGUAGGUAGUUGACGCUGGGAGCAAAACCUCAGGUUUCCAAGAUAUGAUCUAUUAGGUAUCAGGUAGGGAUUCGUAAAUAUGCUAUGGUUAUUUAUAGCUAAGUGUGAGACACCUUUAAGCUCCUGAUUCCACCAUACGCCAUGCUUCUCUUGAUAUUGCAAGAGAUUACCUAGCUACGCAGUAGGUGAUCCUAAACUGGGCCAUUUGAUGCCCGAGAUGUCCAAUUCUACUUAUCGGGGGAGGAGGGAAUAUGCCAAGUACGAGAAGAUGUAAUGGACUAUUCUUAAUCUUGCGGUUUAUCACCGUUUUCCUGUCUCUGUAUACAUGCGCAAAGGAUACCUACCUCUCAACUUUGAAGAUUCUGUUCGUUUAUUUGCAUUACUUAAAUGAUCCGUACUGUGUAUAUGGUUAUGGCUACAUGGCAACGGCCCCUACUGUCUACAUUUACCAUUUACUUAAGUUGCGCUUUUUAAGCGCGCGCUAGGUGGUCCGAGCUUGCCAGGCCCAUGAAAAUUUAG